This is a messenger RNA of Guillardia theta CCMP2712, 1473 nucleotides long. RefSeq lists its product as hypothetical. The coding region runs from base 1 to 1473 and encodes 490 amino acids. Lineage: Eukaryota; Cryptophyceae; Pyrenomonadales; Geminigeraceae. Gene Ontology annotation, molecular function: serine-type exopeptidase activity; dipeptidyl-peptidase activity. The transcript has 2 exons. The record is from RefSeq and is a predicted model, not a curated record. Gene Ontology annotation, biological process: proteolysis.
AUGCCGGCUCGUCCAUACCGUGAGCUCCGAGUGGGUCAACGAGACAGACACCAUGCUACCUCGAUGGAUGGCAACAACUCCCGCUGGUUCUCGCAGCGGGUAGACCAUUUCUCCGACAGCCCGGAAACUUGGAUGCAACGGUACUUUGUGAACGAGACGUUCUUCCGCAUGGGAUCCGGUCCUGUCUUCCUCUGCGUAGGAGGAGAAGGGCCACCCAUGACGGAGCAGGUGGUUGUAACAGGGGAGAACCAUUGCGCUCUUAUGGUCCACCUGGCGAGAAUUCAUGGCGCGCUCAUCUUGGCGUUGGAACAUCGUUACUAUGGCGAGUCGCAUCCACGGAAAGACUUGUCCGUUGAAAACAUGAGGUUUCUUUCGAGCAGACAAGCUUUAGAAGACAUCGCUUCUUUUCAUUCGCACAUCAGGAGCGCAUUUGCGAUCUCGUCCAAGCAACGAUGGAUCACGUUCGGAGGAAGUUACCCAGGAAUGCUAGCGGCAUGGAGCCAUGCGAAAUUCCCACAUCUCUUUCAUGCCGCGGUGUCCUCCUCGGCGCCUGUUCAGGCCAUACUCAACAUGAAAGGCUACAACAACGUCGUUGCGAGUGACUUUGCCGACGAGACGCUGGGAGGAUCCAUGCUGUGCUUGAACACCAUCAAAGGGGCCUUUGCGCAGGUAGGAGAAUAUCUGUUGAGCUACGAGGGCAGGAGGUAUCUCAAGACAAGAUUCUCCGUCUGCGGAGGGGACGAUGUUCUAGAAGACAUCAAGAAUCGAGCAUUGUUCGCAGAAACGCUGAGCGACCCGCUCAUCCCUCAGUCCAACGACCCCAGUUGCACCUCCCCCCUCUGCGACAUCAGGCGGCAAUGUAAGUUCCUGACGGAUCAGAGCCUUGGGAAGCCGCUGGACAGGCUCGUUGCGAUGAUGGACAGCGUGCGAGACGGUUCUUGCCUUGACACAGACUAUCAGAUGAUGCUUGCUGGGUUGCAAGAUAUAAAGAUCAGCGAGGACAGGACUGACAGAACGUGGUUCUAUCAGACCUGCACUGAGUUCGGGUUCUAUCAGACAUGCGAUCCCGACUCUCGCUGCCCCUUCGUGUCAAGUCCUCACCUGAACAACGUGUACUUCUCCACGGACAUGUGCAAGGUUGUCUUCAACAUGAGCUUCGAAAAGACCGCUGAGUUCGUCCGAGAGUCCAACAAUGAGUACGGGGGGCUGAAUCUCCAGUCUUACAACAUCAUCUUCGUCAAUGGCGGAGCGGACCCAUGGAAGUCUCAGUCCAUGCUCCACCCGUCGAACGCCUACGUGCAGACUGUCAUGGUCAAGGGGGCGUCGCACCAUUUCUGGACCCAUCCUGAACUCCCUACGGACUCAACUGAGGUGAAGCAUGCUCGCCGAAUUAUCGCACAGUUCGUCCGUGAUGUCCUUGCGCAGAAGGCCUCCCACUCCGAAAGAUCCCGGGCAGCGGACGUCCUGACAUAG